Messenger RNA from Brenthis ino (lesser marbled fritillary), 723 nucleotides. The record is from the annotation of a GenBank genome assembly. NCBI's taxonomy places the organism in Eukaryota, Metazoa, Arthropoda, Insecta, Lepidoptera, Nymphalidae.
AUGAGUUAUCCUCCACAUGGACCUCCUGGUCCUCCUCAAGGACCACCACCACCACCCUACUAUGGCUGGGGUCCACCCCCUCCUCAUUCAUACCCUCAAGGCGGUCAACCACCAAUGCCAUACUACGUCCCCGGAACUGUCAUGGUACCAGUCCCCAUGAUGCCGCCACCCCCCCAAGACACGAACCAACCAACGUACAUCACAAAUUACAUUUAUCAUGGAGAAACUUCUGGACAGCCGAUAUCUGAACAGGUCCAAAUUUCAGGAUCUGGAGGUGAUUACGACUGGGUUCCUACAACUGCUCUAACUGCGGCCAGUUUAACGGGAAAAGCUGUGGUAGGAGGACACGAAGGUUGGGAUGGAAGCCCAUUAUGGGUAAUAAGGGCAUGGCAUAAUGGUGACUUGAUUCCUGGAAAACUAUCAAUUAGACAUAACGCUGCAUCUGUUAUGUACAAUGGAAAGGAAAUCCCCGUCCAGAACAUCGAAGUGCUAUGCGCAAGACCUGAAAGCUUGAGAUGGGUGCCGGCUUCUAAUGGCAACUUACCACCCGGGGCUAUUGAAGGAGGGAAGACUAUAUCUGGGGAGUCAUUGUUCGUCGGGAGAGCGAGGCACCAGCUGUCUGUCACUCCCGGAAAAAUCCAUCCAAGUCAUAAUAGUUGUUACAUUGGUUUUGGAGGAGCCGAAAUCGCACACAAAAUGUAUGACGUGCUCUGUAGAGUGAGU